Molecule: messenger RNA, 2182 nt
Organism: Fusarium odoratissimum NRRL 54006
Lineage: Eukaryota; Fungi; Ascomycota; Sordariomycetes; Hypocreales; Nectriaceae
Product: alpha-methylacyl-CoA racemase
Exons: 2
Coding region: 98-1357 (419 amino acids)
Molecular function (GO): catalytic activity
Source: RefSeq, a predicted model, not a curated record
CUUAUAUCUCCUUCGUUCUAGUUGUAAGUCAGAUACUAUUCUUUUAACCUUACUUGAUGCAGCUGAAGGACUUGGUUUGACCUCUUCUAAGCAGCGUAUGUUGACACAGAUUUGCGGCAUAGUUAAUCCCAUCAUACCUUCGACAUCGCCCACCAUGUUGCAGCAUCCUCCUUUGACUGGCAUCAAGGUGCUAGAAUUCGCUGGUCUUGCUCCUGGACCUUAUGCUGGCAUGUUGCUCGCUGACGCAGGUGCCUCGGUUCUCCGCAUAGACCGUGCUCGACCCGACACAUCUGCUCCUACAGAAGACAUGCUAGCCCGGCAUAAAUCCUCCAUAUCCGUGGAUCUCAAAUCAGAGCGGGGUGUUGCGCUUAUAAGACGCCUCGUUGCUGAGGCCGAUGUCCUCAUUGACCCUUUUCGUCCAGGCGUACUUGAGAAACUGUCUCUGGGUCCGGAUGAGCUGUGUCGUCUUAACCCAAGGCUGAUAUAUGGCCGCAUGACUGGGUUCCGUCGUGAUGGAAAGUACGCACUCAUGGCAGGUCACGACAUUAACUAUCUUGCCGUUUCAGGUACACUGGGAAUGCUGGGCAGAGAUGACGAGAAGCCACAUCCGCCGUGGAACAUCCUGGCUGACUUCGCUGGUGGGGGAGCAAUGCUAUUUGAAGGUAUCUUGAUGGCCAUAAUCUCAAGACAAUCUUCUGGCCGCGGACAAGUUGUCGAGGCAAACAUGGUAGAUGGAAGCUCAUAUCUGACCACUUUCCCUCGAAUGGCGCUCAAGACGAUAACGGGCAACAGUGGCCGAGGAAACAAUUUGCUCGAUGGAGGUGCUCCCUUUUACGACACUUACGAGACAUCGGAUGGCAAAUAUGUCGCCGUCGGGGCUCUUGAACCGAAAUUCUUUGCCGCUCUUCUAAGUGGGCUCGAGCUUGCUGGUCAAGGAUGGGAAGAUGAUCAGCUCAACAGAGGUCGCUGGCCCGAGCUUCGGCAUUUAAUGACAGAUAGGUUUCGAAGCAAGACUCGUGCCCAGUGGGAACUAGUCUUCGAUGGUACAGAUGCGUGCUGCACCCCAGUGCUGGAGUAUAGCGAACUAGAGAAUGAUCCCAAGCGGGAAGGUGACCAGAGACCAGCGGUGACCUUGCGGGAGACGCCGUGUCUUGCCGUGAAAGAGGGCGUAGGGCAUGCAGACCCAGCUCGGUUUGGUCAAGGCCCAGGUGUACCCGGAGAUGGCUAUAGAGCGAGUCUGCUGAAGCCUGGAGCAGGGGGGGAGGAAGUCUUGAGGAAAUGGUUGGGAUGGGAGAACGGAACCGAGUAUGUACUGGAGCGGGGAGGGUUUGUGCUCAAGGAGCUUUCCAAGCUGUGACAUGUACUAAGUAUGAGCGUCGUGUCCUAUACAAGCCACCAUUGGCGCAGGCCACUGGUAGAAAGACUAGAUAACUUGUGUUAGGACAGAGGCACCAAAAAGAGAGAGUUGCGUUGGAUGCACACUCAGAAGGGCAAUGAUUAUAUAUUCUACCUAUAACAGGACCUUUCUACACAAUAUACUGAGAACUAUCAAGUAUGCUUGGUAGACAGCGCAAGCCAGGCAUGAAGUCGGGGAAAGCUUAGCUGUCCAGCCAACACAUUACCACCAUUUACUCCCGCUUCCUUAACAGCACCCCAAGACGAAACCACGCCUGCAAACUCUGUCGUACGCAAGGGCCAAGCCAUGCAUCCCAAUGUAAGUCAUUAAGCAGUCUACUCUAGGCCUCCUCCUGAAAAGUGUGGUAUCGAAAAAAUAAAUAAAGUGAUGCUCAGGACGUCAUGAGAAGGGGACCGGGAGACGACUGCUGGGUAGUGAUCCCCCUGGGGCAUUUGGUUCGUAGGUAGAGAAGCUGCAGAUGGGCUCAGUCUGACCCUGACGCUGAGUGGGGAAGUUAUGAUAUGAGUCUUCGUCCAUCACCACAUCACUGCACUUGACUGACGAUCUCACUAGCCUUCGAGAGAGACUCAACCAUCUGCUGGCACUCCUUUCUCCGUCGGAUUGUGAAGUCACUCUCUUUCAGAAGGUCGUCCAAUGUGUCGGUUCGGUACAUGUUCUCCAAUAGCUCUCGUUGCAUUUCGUCCUUGGUAAACCUAUAGCUGAUGUUAGGCGACUUGAUGGAAUCUCUGGCUGCGAAACACUUACUGCACAAGAUUCAGCAUGACA